Molecule: messenger RNA, 444 nt
Organism: Orussus abietinus
Lineage: Eukaryota; Metazoa; Arthropoda; Insecta; Hymenoptera; Orussidae
Product: larval cuticle protein F1
Exons: 2
Coding region: 1-444 (147 amino acids)
Source: RefSeq, a predicted model, not a curated record
AUGUACUCCAAAAUCCCGGUGGUGAUGGCAGUUUUGGCGGCGGUCCUGGCGACUGGAAGGGCAGGGGUUGUACCUGCAAUUGCGGCUGCCCCGGUUGUUGCAGCCCCUGCUGCAGUUGCAUACACCAAAGCCGUGCCUUACAACAUUCCUCCAUAUGCAUCGAGGGUGGACAUCAACACCAGAGUUCUCAGCCCAUACGUUGCUGCUGCACCUGUGGUUGCAGCUCAUGCUGCACCAAUUGUCGCAGCACACGCUGCACCAAUUGCAGCUCACCCUGCACCAAUUGUCGCAGCACAUGCUGCACCAAUUGUAGCCCACCCUGCACCAUUUCCAGCAGUACCAGCUGCAGGGCAUUUGGCUGCACCUGCCUUCACCUACGGAGGUUUCGCAGCUCCCUAUGCACAUGCAGCCUUCACUGCACCCGGACCAGCGAUUUUCGGCUGA